AUUUGUUCUCAAAGGAAAUGCAACGUAGAAGAAGAAUGUUACCUUCUGGGUCUCCGUAACUUACGAAAUUGUAUGCUAGCGUUUCAGCUCAUAGCGUUGACAUUGAGCACCAUAAACGGGACACUUACGGUUUGGAAAAAAAAAAAAGCAGGCUGCUACCAUGGUUACCGGCAAGCGCUUGGCUGACAUGGGCUACCGAGCCUUUUCUGCCUCCAUGAUGCUGCUGACCGUUUACGGGGGCUACCUGUGCGCCAUGCGGGGAUACCGCUACAUGCAGAGGCAAAAGGAACUCAAAAUGGCUGCCGAGAACCAGGAUCCGGAGUUGAUCAAAGACUGAUGGCAGGUCAGCAAAGACCUGGAAAUACCCCUCUCUAACCCUCUCGGUGGGAUGGUGUGAUUUAAGGUUGAAGCAUAUUUCAGCAAGGAAUAAUAACUUUGGGCAAUGCCCUUGUGUGACAAGACAUUCAUUUGGUUUAAGUAGCAGAGAGGAAUGUACACAGAUUAAAUUCAUUGGUCUGAAAAUUAUUGUCAUGAUAUUGCGCUUCAUCUCAUCAUGGUGACAUGAAGAGCAAUUUAAUGUUCUUCCAUUAGAUGGCAGGAGACAACGCGUCUUAUAGUCACGUGUAACAAUUAUACAUUUGACACUUUUGACUGUAAAUUCGAGAGUGAAAAAGAAUUUUGUCAUAUGUUCAUGGACUAAAGUUUGUGAAGCUCAUUUUUUGACAUUUUUGUUUGGUUGUGUUCCUUGGCUCAAUAAAGGUUGGGAAACACAGCUUGGUAAGAACUGACAAAUUUUCAUUGGGGGAUCAAACAAAAUAUAACAGUAAAAAGUAGCAUGGAGUGGAGCGGUUUGUCCGUAAAACAUAACAAAACUGGUCAAAAACGAACAUGUGAGAGAAGUUUUUCAAAUGUUUUUCAAAAAAAUCGUGUCACGUGGGCGUCUCGUGCAAUCUGCUUCUGACAGUGGUGGUGCAGUGUCCGUUGGUGCCAUUUUCCACUUUGUGCGCAGGCGUUGUUGUCCACUCAUCUUCAGAGCUGCUCUCUACGUCACUGCGUACAUCGUUGCAUACCUUGACAGAGAAUGAUUUUUUUUGUCAAUUGGUAGGCGAUUUUAAGAUUGGGGGGGGUAUGCAGAUUUAUGCAGCGGUUCAUAACACUCAAAGUCAGGUAAACUGUGAAGCUAAACACGCAUAACAUAGAAAAUUAUACAUACUAUAUCAUAUAGUUGGGCGACGAUGGGAUCCGGUACUAACACUCAGAUUCUCCCGGAACCGUUCGAAUUUUCACAUUUUGAUUCCAUGUUUCGAUGCCCUGACCAUCGCUCGGAAAAAAAUGGCUGCCGAACACCACGAAGAAGCGUGUGUUUGUGCAUUGCAACUUGAUUUCAACCAUGGACACGGUGCGGCGGCGCUGAAAAGUUUGGCUCAUCUACACAAAGAAAAAUGACCAGUCAGCUCAAUGCAACAUUUCAUGCAGAGCUGGCUGCACAGCCAAUAUGAUUAAACACCUCUGGCUUCAUGGAAUACAAGUGCCGAGUAAUGCAUAGCGGAGUGCCGUGUAUUUGACACGCUACGCCGGUCCUCUGACCAGUCAGAACCAGCUAAGUAAAACAAUAAAUUAGGUCUGCCUUCAAGCGGUAGAUAAUAAAGAAUAAGUCAUGUUUACGUCGGGCUAAUGCAGCUAUACAAGCAGCUAGGUACUUUAUGUAGCGCGUUGCCGCCUCCGUUAAAAUCAACAGUAUUAAAAUCAUUUGUUUUGGAAUUGCUUUUACAAAUAAGGAAACCCCUAUUAUUUUGCCUCAUCUACAUCAAAUUAUACUAAUGCUUCAUCGUAGCUCCCAGCUAGCGUACAUGUAUAUAAAGUGCGUAGCGGCUCACGGCUACCUUACUCCUAUGUAAUAUUUGUGACUUUUUCCUCACUUUCUCAUAUUUAUGCGUUCAAGCUUCAUCUACACCCAGUGAACAUGUGUUCUCCAAUGCAGGAGACACUAUCCGUCCAGAAUGGAGAUAUGAUCAUUUCCCUCAACAAAAACUUUCAGAUUUUAUACUGUACCCGCUACUAAUCUGGACUGGGAUUUACAAGUUGUUUUUUGCUUGUUUCUUUGUUAUUCUGUACCAGAUGAGCCCAUUAGUGAGAGUUCAAUUAACAUGUAAAAACGCCUGCAGCAUAAAACACUAAUACAUGUAGAUGUUUUCUCUGUGAGCUUUUGAAAAAUAAAAGAGCACUCCUGUGGAAAGAAACUUCAUCAUAUUCAAGUUAAAAGACUGAUAUUUAUUUACAAGUUAAAAAUAGCCCUAUGAGAAAUUGAUAGUUAAUUGAAAAUUCACAUAAUUUAAAAAAUAAUCGAGAAGAUAAGAAAUUAGUACAGACUAUGCAUUUUUUAUUUACCCUGCCUAUUAAAAGAAUCUGAAUCAACAAUUGUUUGGAAACUGAAUCGAAAUGUGGAAUCGGAACCGGAACCUUUCAAAUUCAAAUGAUGCCCAACCCUAAGAUUCAUGCACUAAAAUACAAAACGUCAUUUUCUGAGAGCCCGCUAGCUUAACGCUGAUUUACAAUGGAACACACCAUUCACUCACUGAUGAAAACUAGUAUCGCUUUGAAUUGGAUAUUCACACAUGCACAAACGUCUCUAACAGUCAUUGACAUGACAUAUAACCACGCAUAAACAAAUGCUCUUUGGACGCUGGCAAAUAUUAAGCCUGAACGAUAUAUCGUUUAAACAUCGCCAUCGCGAUGUGUGCGUGCGCGAUAGUCCCAUUGCAAGCACGUGCGAUAGUUUUUAUUUUUUUUAAUCCACAUACGCCCUGCUUUCUGCUCUGUGCAGAGCCUCACACCCUCCCUCUACCAGCUCUUUGAAACUCACAGUCACUGCAGCACUUGCUUAUUAAAGUUAAUGAUGCUGGUAUCUUUGAUCUGGCCAAAGAAGCGUACAUCACAGCGCAGCAGCUGUCAAUCAUCGUUUAACUUGUUAAACAGUUUCUGCAAGGAAGCCACAUUGGAAUGAAUCUGUGUGUGUGAAGUUUGAGACAUUUAAAUUAAAUGCCAGAAGUGAUCAUGAGGAGUUUGUAAUUUUUACAUGUCCACCAAGAGUCACAGCUAAGGUAGAAGUACUUAAUAAAGCCAAGCAUUUUUC
Molecule: messenger RNA, 3133 nt
Organism: Corythoichthys intestinalis (scribbled pipefish)
Lineage: Eukaryota; Metazoa; Chordata; Actinopteri; Syngnathiformes; Syngnathidae
Product: cytochrome c oxidase assembly protein COX14 homolog
Exons: 2
Coding region: 161-337 (58 amino acids)
Source: RefSeq, a predicted model, not a curated record